Molecule: messenger RNA, 717 nt
Organism: Topomyia yanbarensis
Lineage: Eukaryota; Metazoa; Arthropoda; Insecta; Diptera; Culicidae
Exons: 1
Coding region: 1-717 (238 amino acids)
Source: RefSeq, a predicted model, not a curated record
AUGUCGAAGAAAGAACUCGGAAAAAGAUUGAGUGAGUUGAUGAUGAUCAGAAAGGGUCUGUACGUUGUUCGCGACUCUGUAGAAAAAUUUGUGGCACAUUAUAACUACGAAAGAGAUGCGUGUCAGAUUUUUGUUCGAUUGGAAUCAUUGGAUAGGAUGUAUCGUGAAUUUCUGGAAGUGCAAGGUGAGAUUGAGAAAACCGAUGAUUCAGACAAUCUUGAUGAUCAUCUCACAGAACGGGCUGACCUUGAAAUGCGAUACUGUGAAGCCAAAGGUUUUCUGCUGUCGGUUCGAAUGCCUGAUCCAAACCAGACGGUUUUGAAUACGUCAAUGAUCGCUCCUGCGCCGCAUCCAUCCAGCAGUUUUCAUUUAAGGCUGCCAAAGAUAGAUCUCCCUAAAUUCAACGGUGACUCUUCUCGAUGGUUAUCGUUCCGCGAUACGUUUAGCUCAAUGGUCCACAGGAAUGACGAUAUCCCUCAAGUGGCCAAGCUCCAGUAUCUCCUUCAGUCUCUCGUAGGUGAAGCAAGAAAACCGUUCGAAAGUGUCGAUAUCGAAGCUGACAAUUAUGCUUGUGUGUGGGAUGCUCUUUUGAAGAGAUAUGACAACCGUCGCUUCCUUAAAAAAAGCUUUUUCGAACCCUUCAUGAUCUACCACCGACGAAGAAAGAAUCUGCUCAAGAAUUACACGAGCUCGUCGAUGAAUUUCAACGUCAUGUGA